AUGGUUUCCCGCCAGAUUCAACUGCUCAUUCAACGGUCAAGUUCUGCUGCUCAUCUACUCCAACUCCACUCUCUCGUCCUUAAAACCGGUCUCGAUCACAACCCCAACUUCGUCUCUCACUACAUAUAUACUGCCUGCUCAAUUUCGGUCGAAUUUUCCAAACUGGUCUUUGAUCAUAUACCCAUUAAGCCUCCGCUCUUUGCUUGGAAUUCAAUUAUCAGAGCCUUUACAAACAGCUCAAAUCCACUUGAAUCGCUCAACUUCUUCUUUCAUCUUCACAGAAUUGGGCUUAAACCCGACAAUUUUACGUACCCUUUUGUUUUGAAAGCAUGCGGUCGAUGUUCCAUUAUUGGAGUAGGUGGGCCUGUGCAUUCUUUGAUUCUCAAGGUGGGUUUUGAUUCGGACCGGUAUAUACGGAAUACCCUUUUGAGGAUGUAUGCUGCUUGUGGCGUAAUCGGGCUUGCAAGGCGGGUGUUUGAUGAAAUGACUGUUAGAGAUGUGGUUUCUUGGAGCUCUAUGAUUGCAGGAUAUGUAGCAUGCAAUUGUCCCUUCGAUGCCUUUAAAGUUUUUCAAGACAUGAAACUAGCGAAUGAAAACCCAAAUUCAGUCACUUUGAUAAGCUUGCUUUCUGCCUGUACCCGCCUACUUAAUUUUAGAGCAGGAGAGUCCAUUCAUUGCUACAUUGUUGUCAAUUGCAUUGGGAUAGAUGUUGCUUUGGGGACAGCUCUCCUUGAGAUGUAUUCUAAGUGUGGGCACGUUGAGAAAGCCUUCCAAGUUUUCAAUUCAAUGAGUGAGAAGAAUUUGCAGUCUUGGACAAUUAUGAUCUCUGGUCUUGCCGAUCAUGGUCAUGGAAAGGAUGCUAUCUCAUUGUUUACCCACAUGGAACAAACUGGGCUGGUACCAGACAGCAUGUCAUUUUCUGCCAUCUUGUCAGCUUGUAGCCAUUUGGGCCUCGUACAUAAAGGUCAACAAUUUUUCAAUCAGAUGGUGAGAACGUAUGGUAUUCGGCCAACAUUGGAACAUUAUGGAUGCUUAGUAGAUUUGCUUGGAAGAGCUGGUCUGAUUGAAGAAGCUUAUGAGAUUAUCAAAAAUAUGCCAAUGGAGCCUAACUCUGUUAUACUGAGGAGCUUCUUGGGUGCUUGUAGGAACCAUGGCGUGGCUAUUACUUUAGAUGAUAAACUCAGGAAACUCCUUAUAUCAGAGCCUAACCUGGGAGCUAACUAUGUACUUGCUGCUAGUGUAUCUUCUCUUUCUGGUUGUUGGAAUGAUGCUGCUGAUCUACGAGUAGCCAUGAAACAGAAUGGUUUGGUAAAGGUUCCCGGGUGCAGUUGGGUGGAGAGAGGGGAUGGACAGAAUGGCCAUGAGGAAAGAAAGGACCCUGAGGAAAGCUGGAUAAGGAUGACUGGUCAGGAAAGUGUUGGAGUCCCGACCAGAAAAUCGAGCUUUGUUGGUGCUUAUGAGAAUUUCCCUGAUUGUCAAGAGCAGAUUGAGACAUCGCAACUAAACUUUUUCCUAGAUGCCGCUGUAAAUUUCAGUUAG
Molecule: messenger RNA, 1539 nt
Organism: Prunus mume (Japanese apricot)
Lineage: Eukaryota; Viridiplantae; Streptophyta; Magnoliopsida; Rosales; Rosaceae
Source: RefSeq, a predicted model, not a curated record